CACGAGAUUUAUCUGCCAGCACCAUUGCGCCAACCCACGGUGCCCAGAGGAUCUCUAAAUACUUCGACAGUGAUGAGCGUCUCACGGCCUGCACGAUGUCUUUUAUCCGCCCCUCCUGUGCCCUCGCUGCGGCCGCGGAUACGAUGUCAAAAUCUUCAUUCGUCCCCUAGCCACCGCGAACGACGGCGGCCGAAGUUUCCCAGCGUGAAGGCAUCUGAUAUGGGACUCAUUUCGACCCCCAAAACACCUGGAGAGCUUGGAAAGCUUUUCAAGCCGUAUACGUUCGAAGAGAAGAAAGCUUUGGCGAAGAAAUACACCCCGGAGCAGCUUGAAGCUAUUGAAGCUGGAGAGAAGGCGAUCAAUCCUUCACAUCUUGGACGCAGAGGCGUGAUUCGUUCAGAUAUGGGGACUCUGCCAUACAUUGAGGAUUUUAGUAGGACGAGACCGCUUCUGGAUAAUCAGCAAAAGUACAAGGGGCCCAUUGAUCCCAAUAUCAGGUUCAUGACACCAGGCGAGUCGCACGCUGCAAUGGCCAACACCUGGCAGGAAUAUGGAAAUGAGAAGAAGGCUUGGGAGUCUCUGCAGUCAAAGAAGCCCAAAAAGGAAUCAAUAAGCGGCAUGGGCGAAGAACUCGGCCUGAAUAAAUCGGGCAUAUAUGUACCGGAGGAGCGACUCGACGAGAUGAAGACCAGCGAUCGAGAACCUUGGUUCGUGGGGACAGAUGGCAAAUUCAUACCACGAAACCAAACCCCAAUGGCCUUUGCACCCGGCCUUCCCAGGAGAUUCUCAGACGAAGAAGACGCCGCAAUUGAGAAAGAUGAGGAGGACGUCGACCCCAGAGAUCCUGAUGGUAUCUACAACAGAUUGAUCAAGUCAUCGGGCUUGACCCUGGACGAAAUAUUGAAUUACAAUGUGAAGAUCUUGGUUAGGCAUCGUGUGGUCAACCAAACUCGUUUGGGCAAAAUUGCCAGCGUUUACUGUCUUGCGAUUGCUGGGAACGGCAAUGGCAGAUUAGGUAUUGGGGAGGCGAAAGGUCAGGAAGCCGAAGAGACGCAGGCCAAUGCUAGGAUCGCAGCAAUCCGCGCCAUGCAGCCUAUUCCACGGUAUGAAGAGAGGACCAUAUUUGGGGAGGUGGAUGCAAAGGUGUCUGCUGUUGAGCUAAAACUUAUGUCUAGACCGCCAGGAUUUGGCCUCCGCUGCCAGCACUUAAUUUUCGAAAUGGCUCGAGCAGCAGGAAUCCACGACCUCGCAGCCAAAGUCCCCAGAUCACGAAACAAGAUGAACACAGUCAAGGCAGCCUACAAAGCCAUGUUGACGCAAAGAAUACCAGACGAGAUUGCUCGGGGUAGAGGCAAGAAGUUGGUAGAUGUGAGAAAAGUGUAUUAUGGUGGCCGUGUAUAAUAUUUUGUAUGUUGUACAUUGUCGAGGAUGUAUGUAUGUACGAGUACAGAGGUUGCAUAGACCAGGCGCAGCAUAGCGUGAGCACCCAAUAGCCUUGCAAUUGUAUACCUCGUUCCUCCGCUGAUAUAUGGGUAUCUUCGUAUGUGCGGUAAUUCGUGUCGCGUCUGUU
Mollisia scopiformis is the source of this 1570-nucleotide messenger RNA. RefSeq lists its product as uncharacterized. NCBI's taxonomy places the organism in Eukaryota, Fungi, Ascomycota, Leotiomycetes, Helotiales, Mollisiaceae. The record is from RefSeq and is a predicted model, not a curated record. Gene Ontology annotation, biological process: translation. The transcript is spliced from 2 exons. Gene Ontology annotation, molecular function: structural constituent of ribosome; RNA binding. Gene Ontology annotation, cellular component: ribosome. Bases 73 to 1401 code for a protein of 442 amino acids.